AUGAAACGAAGAAAAGCCGAAUUAACCGAGCAACUAACGAAAACUCAACAAGAACUUAAAACCGAGAAAGAAGCUCACGAGCAAACUAAAAAUACCCAACCCUCAUUCUUAAAAACUCUUGCUACUUACGGCUUUCUGCCUUCGGUCCUGGGAAAUUUACUCCUG
Messenger RNA from Racocetra persica, 165 nucleotides. NCBI's taxonomy places the organism in Eukaryota, Fungi, Glomeromycota, Glomeromycetes, Diversisporales, Gigasporaceae. The record is from the annotation of a GenBank genome assembly.